Messenger RNA from Prinia subflava (tawny-flanked prinia), 6287 nucleotides. It is a transcript of the gene INO80D, whose product is annotated as INO80 complex subunit D. The coding region runs from base 907 to 3996 and encodes 1029 amino acids. NCBI's taxonomy places the organism in Eukaryota, Metazoa, Chordata, Aves, Passeriformes, Cisticolidae. Gene Ontology annotation, cellular component: nucleus. The record is from RefSeq and is a predicted model, not a curated record. The transcript is spliced from 13 exons.
GGGCCGCGGGACGGGGGGCCGGGGGCGGCAUUAAUUUGCCGAAAUGACUUUUAAUGAGCGCUGGCGGGGUGGGGGGGCACCCCCUCCCCCAGCCCGGUGCGGGGCCGCCGCGGCGGAGGCGGUGCCGGUCCCGCGGGGCUGCGCCGGCCGCGGCCUGGAAAGUUUCGCGGCGUUUUUGGGGUGCUUUACCCCCCCACCGCCGCCGCCGCCCUGCCCCCGCCCGCGGCCGUGGGGACGGUGCCGGCGGGGCGGGGGCGCCUCGCAAUGCGGCCGCAGGUCCCCCCCGCCCGUCCCGUACCCCCUUUCCCCCCGUCGGUGACCCCCUUCGGCCGGGGCGGCGGCGGGCGGGUUUGCCGCACAACUUUUUGGGAGGCGGUGGGGGGUGGUUCUGGGGGUGCGGGGAAGCCCUCGGAGUGUCCCCCCCGCCCCCUAAGCUGCCGGCACGUGGGGCCCCGGGCCGGCCCCCGGAGCGCGGAACGAGGGGUAGGGGCGAGGGGCUGCCCUGGCUGCACCUUCGCUCCCCGGCUCAUGCCGGGCCCGGCGGCUCCCUGAGCCCUGCCGAGCCCGGGCCGGGGACCCUCGGCCACCCCACGGUGCCAGGACCCGUUAGCGGGACAGGAGCCACAGCCCACUGCACCCCAGCCAGGGCAGGGGAUCGCCUCAGGGGCCCCUGCACGGCAAGGGCCGUGUCUGACCCCCUCCCGUGUCCCGGGAAAAGAACGUCUGGUAGUUGUGAAGUGAGUGCACUGGAAGACCCACCACCGCGCUUCACCCCGCACAGACAAUCUGCUUCAUCUUGGUUCAUCAUCAUUCCAGGAUAGUGGUGUCCUUGGGGCUCUCUCUUAACAUUGACAUGGUACAGAAGAUUUAAAAUCAGCUGAUGUUCACAAGGAAUAGAGUCACGUGAUGUAUGAAGGCAAACACAUACACUUCUCUGAGGUUGACAAUAAGCCCUUGUGCUCGUAUAGCCCCAAACUGUGCAAGCAGAGGCGACUUAACGGCUACGCCUUCUGUAUCAGACACGUUCUGGAGGACAAGACUGCCCCCUUCAAGCAAUGUGAAUAUGUGGCCAAGUACAAUAGCCAACGCUGCACCAACCCCAUCCCCAAGUCUGAGGACCGUAGGUACUGCAACAGCCACCUGCAGGUACUUGGCUUUAUACCCAAAAAGGAGAGGAAGAAAAAGAAUGAUCCCAUAGAGGAGGUAAAGGUCAGGCAUCAGAUGGAUGCUAUGGCCUUCAGUCUGACAGUGCCCACCCUGGCCUUGAAGAUGCCCAACGGACUGGACGGGAUGUCCCUGUCCCCUCCAGGGGCAAGGCUUCCUCUCCACUACCUGGAGGCAGAAUUAGAAGACCCCUUUGCUUUCAAUGAGGAGGAUGAUGACCUAAAGAAAGGGGCAACAGUGAAGAAAAAGUUGCAGAGCAAGUUGGCUCAAAACCGGCAGCGCCAGAGAGAGACAGAGAUUUUAAAAGUUCGCCAAGAGCACUUUAGCCCCAUUCCUGCACCUUUGCAGCAGCAGCCUCUGCAGCAGCAGCACUCCCAUCUGCCACCUUCAUCAGCUUCGUUAAAGCCGACAGGGCUACCGCAGGGCAUCGUCUGCAAGUCACCUCAACCUCUGAACACCAGCCUACCAAUGCAGGGAGUGGCACCCACCACACACACUAUAGCACAAGCACGGCAGUUGUCCAACAAGAGACCUCUGCCUCUCCUGCCACCCGCCAGGGCUCCUGUCACGGACCCGCCCAGGACUGACCGGGUCCUCAUGAAAGCCACGGCCUUCUCUCCGCACUCGUCCUGCAUGAGCCGGCUCCAGAGACUGGUGAAACUGUGCACUCGAAAGCAGCAGCUGGACACGGAUCUGUUUCCUCACUUAGGGCUGGAUUGGUCUGAAGACAGUGGAGAAGAGUUGGAGGAUUCAGAGCAGACCUCCCCUUACCAGGUUGCGUGGUCUAUCCGAGAAAGCCUCGGCUAUGAGAGACCUGAGUCCGAUGAUGACAAUGCAGAUGACAGGAGUUCCAGGGUGACCAGACUUUGCACUUACUUUCAGCAGAAAUACAAGCACCUCUGCCGCCUGGAGCGGGCAGAAUCUCGCCAGAAGAAAUGCCGGCACACGCUCCGGAAAGCCUUGCUGCAGGCGGCCAGCAGAGAGCCGGAGCGCGCGGGGCAGCUCCUGCGGGAGCUGCGCAGAGCCACGUGUGCUUGUACCAGCACAAGCCAAGCAAGGCAGAGAGAUGCGGAACCAACAACCUGCAGUGGAACUUCGAAGGGAGAGCAGUGCACUAACAAGGCCCUUCCAUUCACCAGGCACUGUUUUCAGCAUAUCUUAUUGAACCGUUCUCAGCAGCUCUUCUCGAGUUGCACAGCCAAGUUUGCAGAUGGUCAACAGUGCUCUGUGCCAGUUUUUGACAUUACACAUCAGACACCUCUGUGCGAAGAACAUGCCAAAAAAAUGGAUAAUUUCUUGAGAGGGGACAGCUCCCGUAAAGUUCAGCACCAGCAGCAGAGGAAACCCAGGAAAAAAACGAAGCCACCUGCACUUACCAAAAAACACAAGAAGAAGAGAAGGCGAGGCCCACGCCGGCCCCAGAAACCCAUUCCUCCUGCAGUGCCCCAAGGGAACCUCACCAUGCCUGCCAGUGUCUCACUGCCAGUAGAGAUACCCCACAUUCGGAGCCCCUCCACACCAGAGCUCAGUGCCGAUGAGCUGCCUGAUGAUAUCGCCAAUGAAAUCACAGACAUUCCACAUGACUUGGAAUUGAAUCAGGAGGACUUCUCUGAUGUCCUGCCGCGGCUGCCCGAUGACUUGCAAGAUUUUGAUUUCUUUGAAGGUAAAAAUGGAGAUCUUCUUCCGACCACAGAAGAGGCUGAAGAACUGGAACGGGCCCUACAGGCUGUAACUUCUCUUGAGUGCCUGAGUACCAUUGGAGUGCUUACACAGACAGAUGGUGUGCCAGUUCAGGAGCUGUCAGAUAGAGCGAUAGGGGUGUUCUCUACAGGUGCUGGAGCUCCAGGAAUGCAGUCCUUGAGUCGAGAGGUUAACACGGAUCUGGGGGAGCUGUUGAAUGGGCGUAUAGUACAUGAUAAUUUCUCCGGUCUGGAGCUGGAUGAGAACUUGCUCCGUUCUGCUACCUUGUCCAACCCACCUACGCCCCUGGCAGGGCAGAUCCAGGGGCAGUUCUCAGCCCCAGCCAACGUUGGCCUUACUUCUGCCACUCUGAUAAGCCAGAGUGGCCUUGGGGAGAGAGCCUUCCCGGGACAGUUUCAUGGACUUCAUGAUGGCAGCCAUGCCUCCCAGAGGCCCCACCCUGCCCAGCUGCUGAGCAAGGCAGAUGACCUGAUCACCUCACGACAGCAAUACAGCAGUGACCAUUCACACUCCUCACCCCAUGGAAGCCAUUAUGAUAGUGAGCAUGUGCCGUCUCCCUACAGUGACCAUAUCACAUCCCCUCACACCACAUCCUUUUCUGGUGAUAACUUGGCAGCUACCUUCUCAGCAGAGAUGCCCAUGAUGGCACAGCACUUGCUCCCAACUCAGCUGGAUGUGCCACUUAGCGGGGUGGUCAACCCCAGAACUCACUGGGGAAAUCUUCCUGUCAAUCUUGGGGACCCCUCUCCGUUUAGCAACCUUCUCGGUGCAGAUGGACACCUCCUGUCCACCUCCCUGUCCACACCACCUACCACCUCGCACUCAGAGACCACACAGCCUGCCUUCGCCACUGUGACCCCCAACAGCUCCAGUGUGCUUCCGGGGUUACCGCAGACCAGUUUCAGUGGCAUGGGUCCUGCCUCCGCUGAACUCAUGGGCUCCACCUCCCCCAAACAACAGCUCCCUCAGUUCAGCGCAGCCUUUGGGCACCAGCUGAGCUCCCACAGUGGCAUUCCCAAGGACCUGCAGCCCAGCCACAGCUCCAUAGCUCCUCCCACGGGCUUCGCAGUGACUGGUGCCACCGCUACCAGUACCAAUAACGCAUCCGCGCCCUUCACCACCUCCAACUGAGCUUGUCUGCCUGGCUCCCUGCAGCAGAAAGCACCUGUCAGCAACCUGCUCAGUCACAUUGAAGUGCUGUGUAACUUAGGCUUCAGUUUCAGAGGAGAAUGCUGCUCCAGUUCUGUCAUCGAGCCAUACUGGAUUCCAUGUUUUCAAUAUGGCUAUGACACAAUUUUUCUUGGCCACAAUUCAGCCAUGGAAUUUUGUCUUCCUUGCAUUGCUGUUAGAAGAAGGUAACUGGUGUGCUGUUCCAUCUGAGCUUUCAUGCAGUCAUACACGACUUCUAUGAUACAUAUGGUGGGGCGUGUGUAUGGGUAUGUCUGUGUGCUGCGUGUGGAUAAUAUAGAUUGAUACGCACACGCCUAUUAUGCUAUUUCAGUUUAUGUAUAUGGAGAAUGUACCUGUUGGUUAUCUCCUGAUAUAUACUCAUGCAUACCUAUAUUAAAGAUGUAUAUAGAGUGUAGGUGUCCUGCAUAUACAUAUGUAUAUGUUACGAAACUUGUUUGGCAAUUUUUUUCCACACUUUUUUUUUUUUUGCAAAUUGCUGUCCCUUAUUACUUAUUUUCAUUGAACCUGCAUUAUAUAGAAGAAAUGGAGAAAUAUGUUAUCAAAGUUUUAUUUUAAAAAGGAGACUUAAUUAUCUAAAGCCAUUUGUAAUUGUCUUUUGAAUUUCUACUAGAAGGGUUAUUAUUUUAAAAAAGAAAAGGAAAAAAAAAAGGAAACAAAAAGCCAAAAGCAAGCAGACAAGCCCUUACUCCCACCAUCGUUUAGGUGAAAGAAAUGGAAACACAAGUUUUUAAGUGUUUAUUUCCUUCAGGUAUUUCUGAGGCAUACAGUAAUUGCAUUCUGCCCCCUCCCCCUUUUGUCCAAUUAUAAUUAAUGAUUCAUGAUUUUCUUUUUCCGUCAAUACUUUUGUAAAACAUUGUUCACCUCCUACAUUCAAUAGUACUGAUAUCACUAAGGAGAUUUCAUGUCCUUCUGUCCUUUUUAGGAGAAAUACCAGUGCAUCACUAUUGUGUUUUCAUUUUAACAUACUUUGUGGAGGAUGGAUGUUUUUAUUGAAGAUGUCUGUAACCCGUCUAACUUAUUUAAUGUGAGAAGCCUUCAUUGGAAUCUAUCGUCUGUUUGUUUCCAACAAGUUCAAGUUUCUGCAACUGUUUUUUCACCAACACGUUAAAUAAUUCCCUUCUUAUUUUAUGCCUGAGAUUUUAAAAUUUGGGUUUGUUUUUUGGUUUUUUUCCCUCCAAUUCCCAAAAAUAUUUAUCUACAAGUGAAGCAAAACAGAUGUCAGAAGCUCAACCAAUAUCCUUUUUGCAGUUAAGGGAAAUAUAUUUAUCCUAGACUUAAUAAAAGACGGUGGCAAAUGGACAAUCUGAAGUGCUUAGAGGGAAUGCUCUCUCUUUUUAAGGCUGUCUCCGAGAAGUUUGUGUUUGGUGUCAUUUUAAAGGUAGCUUGAUCAUGCUGUGAUAUCAGAAACAGCCUUGUAACAAAGAGCCUCAUACAGUUGUUCGGUCACUAGAGUUUAAAAUGUAAACAAGUUGCAGUGGGAAAGCAAAGGUGAGGCAGUGUAUUUUGAACCAGUGAAUUGUAGCUUGCAAACGUACCUGAUUUUGAAGUAACUGCAUGGUAGCAAGGAUUAGCAGUCUCUUACACCCCUUCCUUCUUCCCUCUCAUCCCUGACACACGUGUUCAGCAUACCAUACAUUGGGAAAAAUAAGCAACUUCCUCCAGCAACGCUAAUCCACUUAAUGACUGCUUAAAGGGAACAUACAAACGGGCCCCGCCGCGUCCCGUCUCAUGCUAUUAGCUGGGACACUGGCUAAUACCACAACCAGCCCUGGAUGUGUCGCUUGGGGAGAGUGUGGUGCACCGAGGUGCCCGAGGAGAGGGUCCUGUCCUUCGGGUCCCUGGCAGCAAUGGCACCUCGCACCACCGCUUCUAGUGCUGGAGGCUCGCGGACAGCAUUCCAGGGGCGGGAGGAAAGCUUGUGUUUGUACUUUCCCUUUAAAUAGGAAAGGUUGGCUCACAUGUUCCUCAUACUUCUCAAUGAAUGUACUGUAUUACCAUUUAAAAAAAAAUCAAUUAAAUGAUAAUAGAUUGGUCUCCUUUUGUUAUCUGGUCCUUGUUUAAUUUGUUUAAGGGUUUUUGUAUACAAAAGUUUACAUUUUUAUGUAUAUUUUUCUUGUGUAAAAACUGAUGUAAUAUGUGUAUAAAACACUGUAUGUAUUAUCUGUAUAUAGUGUGACAAAAUGAUUUUCUUUCUUUCUUUUGGAUGUAUUAAUAAAUCUUGCUGUGAAGUA